This is a messenger RNA of Bombina bombina (fire-bellied toad), 1383 nucleotides long. RefSeq names its product GATA zinc finger domain-containing protein 14-like. The transcript has a single exon. NCBI's taxonomy places the organism in Eukaryota, Metazoa, Chordata, Amphibia, Anura, Bombinatoridae. The record is from RefSeq and is a predicted model, not a curated record. The coding region runs from base 1 to 1383 and encodes 460 amino acids.
AUGCAAUCCAAAGAAGAACGCAGUUCUAAAAGACUUAGUUUUAACCUUUCAAAAGAUAACAACAUUUCUGAUGUUAUAUCAGAAAGCAAUGAAAUUAAACCCAUGAGAGACCUCUUCUAUCUUUUAGAAGAGGAAUUAAAUAAAGAACACAGACAUUGGUGGGACCUCACGGCUUUGGAAAAAUAUAUAGAGGUAAAAUAUGUCCCCAGAGGACUAAGGAUUCUCAAACAUUGCUCAUUUAAAGAUGACCCUGCACUUUUACAAAAGUGGUAUGAAGCACUCAAUGAGUGCUCCUUUAACUUAAUAAAGAUUUUAAUUGAACAUAGACGCCAACUCUACAGUCAGAGUAGUACUAAUAUAGAGAAGAUACAAACAGAUCUCAGGGUAUACCAACAAAACCCUGAUUACAACAAAAUUUUAAAAGAAAUAAAUGAACGCACUGACAGAUUUCAAGAAAAUAUUGUUCAGAAUAAAAACAAAAAACUACAAAGGGACCAUGAAGAUUACAUUAAUAACUGUGUAUAUACCUUCAAUCGCAAAGACAAUACAUUGAGAAAUGGUUCUAUACACCACAAUCACUUAGAAGCAAGAGGGGUCCAUUCCAAUAGGAAUAACAACAACUAUUACAGACAACCACAAUCUUUUCAAAAUCGAUCUAAUUUGGAUCAUUCGACCCAUUACAAUACAUCUAACAAUAGGACUCCUAUAUUUAAUCCAGAACAAAGAAUACACAAGGAAGGCCAAUACAGACAAAAUUGGUCCUCAUCCAACAACAGAGUUCAGCACAAUUAUCCCUCUUCUAAAGGGACGCAUCAAUCACAUUUUUACCAAUCACAAAACCACCAUCAACUGCCAAAUAGAGAACAAACUUUUAAUACCAAUAGAGAACCAAAAUUUAGACAUCACAACACCAAAGAUUCUCACAACAUGUCCUACCAGUUAGCCCAAACAUAUCAGCAUAAAGAUGCACAUGUCACUUCUUACCAGGGAAACACCUGGAAUUACAACAGUCACCAUAGACCUCAGGGUGACUACAACAAGAGACUAGAUCGUACUGACUAUAGCGACACAUCACACCAUUACAGACAACGAACCACUAAUACACCAAAUACUGAGUUUUGGAAUAAUCAUGAUAAUCCACAGACUCCAACAACACAUAUUGAACAAUAUGAACAUAACAAUAGAUUCAGUCCACUCCUAAUGAUGGGAGAUGGGGAGAGCCCCAGCACCAGCCACAACCCACCACCGCCUUUUUUAGGGAUAAGCCCCAACACCAGAAUGGAAAACUUGCAGGCAAGGCCGGCAAAAAGACCCCAUACAACAGAAAACGAGGCAGGAGGGGCAGAGGCCUUACCGCCAAGAAAGCGGAAUUAUCCAGACUAA